UGGCAAUGUCUCCUUGGGCCGGGCUCCUCUCCACCACUGCCAGAGUCAGCCUGCUGCUGCUGCUGGGGUCUGUGCUCUUCUCCUGCUCCAGCCUGGGCCACAGAGUACGUGAGUUUGCCUUUACAAAAAUAGAAGAGAGCGACAUAAAAGAUGACAGUGGGAAGGAGCCGGGGACAGAGGAUGACGCUGAUCCUGAAGACCUGGAAGUGUUUUACCCCAUGGAUCAGUGGCAAACCCUGCGUCCAGGUCAGGCUGUUCCUGCAGGGUCACACGUGCGGCUGAACCUGCAGCCAGGAGACAGAGAAGCCAAGCUCCCAGACGGAGAAAAUGGGGAAAGUGACACGAGAGAAGAGAGAAGAAGGAAAAGCAAGUGGUGUGAAAGUGCUUUCUGA
Molecule: messenger RNA, 392 nt
Organism: Passer domesticus (house sparrow)
Lineage: Eukaryota; Metazoa; Chordata; Aves; Passeriformes; Passeridae
Product: nucleotide exchange factor SIL1-like
Exons: 4
Coding region: 6-392 (128 amino acids)
Source: RefSeq, a predicted model, not a curated record